AUGCUCACUAGUUCCUCCUCUCCUGAGGAGAUAUUGGCCCUCGUUAAACUCAUAAACCAAUCAUUAUGUUCUCUCACAAGUGGAGAUACUUUUGCAUCCAAUAUCUCGCGGUGUGAACUGGUAUCAGCCGCCGAAAGACUCGUACUUGCAGCGCGCAGUCCAGAGGAGAACCUUUUUGCUAUUGCACAACAGGUGAUCACUCCUUACACAUUCAAACGUCACCGAAACGGUAUGGUAUUAACAUGGCAUGUGCAGCCAGCCCAAAACGCUGCUCUUCGAUGUGCGAUCGCGCUCGGUAUACCCUCAUUACUACCCCUCGAUGGAAGCCCUCUUAGCACUGACGAGCUGGGAUUAUCAACAGGGGCAGAGAAGAACUUGCUGAAACGCCUAUUGCAAGCAUGUGCGAGUACUUCCCUUAUAGCCCAAACAUCCGAGCAGCACUAUGCGCAUAGUGCCAUCUCCCGCGCGCUGAUCUCAUCUGCAAACCGUGACUUGAUAACCCUGAUGUACGAUUACAAUGGCCGCGCUAUCUUCGCUCUCCCCGAGUUUCUCAAAAGCCGACAAUGGCAAGACCCAGGAACUUAUGAGCACUGUGCUUUCAUGUUCGGAUCGCGCACCGAAUUGCCUAUGUGGGAGUAUCGCGACCAAAACGAAGACUGCAGGAAAGUGUUUGACUCAGGAAUGCGGAGUGAGAUUGUGGCGAGCUUAUCGACAGAGAAGAGCAGCGGGCCAUUUGCAUUCGGCGAAGAACUUGGACACGAGGCAAUCGAAGAUGGGGUUACCAUCAUUGAUCUUGGUGGUGGCCGGGGCCAGGCUCUUGAGCAGAUCCGCGCGGAUCAUCCAGAGCUAAAAGGACGGUUUGUGCUCCUCGAUCUAAAACCGGUUAUCGACAGAGCUAUAGAAAUCGGAUUACCUUCCUGGAUAGAGCCAGUAGUUGGAUCCUUUUUCGAGAGUCUGCCUAUCCGCGGAGCCCAAAUGUAUUUUAUUCGCCGCACACUGCACAACUGGGGCGACGAGCCUUGUCGGAUCAUCCUGCGUAACGUCGCUGCUGCCAUGACUCCAGGAUUUUCACGCCUGAUCAUCACCGAUAUGGUCGUGGACAAUGUAGGUGCGGCUCGAGAAAUGGCUUGGGAGGAUCUCAACAUGAUGACCAUUGGUGGAAUUGAACGUACAGAGAGGCAGUGGCGUGAUUUGCUUGGCGAUUGCGGUUUCAAAAUUCAUAAGAUAUGGAGGAACAGCGCAGUUGAGCAUGCAGUCAUUGAUGCAAGGGUAAAGUGA
Messenger RNA from Dothidotthia symphoricarpi CBS 119687, 1278 nucleotides. RefSeq names its product S-adenosyl-L-methionine-dependent methyltransferase. NCBI's taxonomy places the organism in Eukaryota, Fungi, Ascomycota, Dothideomycetes, Pleosporales, Dothidotthiaceae. Bases 1 to 1278 code for a protein of 425 amino acids. The record is from RefSeq and is a predicted model, not a curated record. Gene Ontology annotation, molecular function: O-methyltransferase activity. The transcript is spliced from 3 exons.